This is a messenger RNA of Mangifera indica (mango), 1431 nucleotides long. Its product is annotated as GDSL esterase/lipase At5g33370-like. Gene Ontology annotation, molecular function: hydrolase activity, acting on ester bonds. The transcript has 5 exons. The record is from RefSeq and is a predicted model, not a curated record. The coding region runs from base 73 to 1191 and encodes 372 amino acids. Lineage: Eukaryota; Viridiplantae; Streptophyta; Magnoliopsida; Sapindales; Anacardiaceae.
CAAGUCUAUUUCAUCAAAUUUUAAACACAAAAAGAAGUAGCUAUUUGUGGGCUUUACUUCAUAUAAAACUUGAUGCCAAUGGCUACCUCAUCAUCAAAUUUUAUUAUGACUUAUUUGAUUUUAAGUCUUGUUUUGGCUUUGACUAUUGUUAUUGUCCCUCAAACUGAGGCAAGAGCUUUCUUUGUCUUUGGAGAUUCGCUUGUUGACAGUGGCAACAACAACUACUUAGCUACAACUGCCCGUGCUGAUGCUCCUCCUUAUGGUAUCGAUUAUCCCACUCGUCGCCCCACCGGCCGUUUCUCCAAUGGCUUCAACAUUCCCGAUAUCAUCAGCCAGCAACUAGGCCAAUCGGAAGCUCCAUUGCCAUACUUAAGCCGAGAGCUUAACGGAGAUAAGCUUCUUAUUGGUGCUAACUUCGCUUCAGCCGGUAUCGGAAUUCUCAAUGACACUGGGAUUCAAUUCGUAAACAUUAUCAGAAUGUUCAGGCAACUUGACUAUUUCGAACAAUACCAGCGGCGUUUGACUGCUCUCAUCGGAGAGGAAGAAAGCCGCCGCCUUGUAAACCAAGCGCUCGUACUUAUCACUGUAGGUGGAAAUGAUUUUGUCAAUAACUACUACUUGGUUCCCUUCUCUGCAAGAUCUCGACAAUUCGCUUUGCCGGAUUAUGUUAAGUAUCUCAUUUCUGAGUACCGAAAAUUGCUCCAGAGGCUGUACAAUCUGGGAGCACGUAGGGUUCUGGUGACGGGGACGGGUCCACUGGGGUGUGUUCCAGCAGAGCUGGCGAUGAGGAGCACAAAUGGAGGAUGCUCGCAGGAACUGCAAAGAGCUGCAGCAUUGUACAACCCACAACUGGAUCAAAUGAUACAGCAAGUCAACAGUGAAAUUGGUGAAACUGUUUUUAUUGGUGUAAAUACUCAACAAAUGAACACUGAUUUCAUCACUGAUCCUCAAGCUUAUGGUUUCGCAACAUCAAAAGUAGCAUGUUGUGGGCAAGGGCCAUACAAUGGGAUAGGUCUGUGCACAGGUUUGUCAAAUUUGUGUCCUGAUAGAAGCCUCUACGCAUUCUGGGAUCCAUUUCAUCCAUCUGAAAAGGCAAACAGAAUUAUCGCUCAACAGAUAAUGACUGGUUCUAACAAGUACAUGAAUCCCAUAAAUCUCAGCACCAUUUUGGCUCUGGAUUCCUGGACUUAGCUAGAGAUCAAUCAAAGCCAAGACAUCAGCAAAUCACUUUCCAAUUUCUUCAUUUGGAAAGUUUUGUUGUGUUUUAAUUAAUGUCUUUGCGGUCUCAAUUGAGUUAAAUUUAAUAAUUUAUUUGUGAUCGAUGUGGAACCAACAUUCGUCGGGUCCUUCAUGAAUAAUUUUUAAGAAAGAGAAGGCUGCAAUUGUAAUUUACCAUUUUCAGUAUUGAUUAUAAAGCCAGCGAUAAUAAUG